AUGACGGAAGAAAAUUUAUUACGAAAUAAAACUGAUCCUUCGACAACAUCAAAUUCAUCAAAUGUUGAAAGUCGACUAGUUAAUCAUGUUAAGAAAAAUGAAAUUCACAAGGAAAAUUCUCUUUAUCCUGAACCAAUAUCAAAAUGUUAUAUCGGGGCUGGAAAUAAUUCAGAAUUAAUAGAAAAUAUUUUAACAUCAAUUGGUUAUGAACGUCAAUUGGAAAAAAUUGAUGAUUUUAAAAUAAAAUGGGUUCAAUGCAUUCAAAGUAUAAAUUGGAAUUUAUUUAAAGAUGGUGAACAAAUGGUCAAUCAUAUUCAAGGUGAAGAUUAUUUUACAACUAAAGUACAAUUAUGUCAAUCAUUACAAACUUAUGAAAAAAUGUCAAUGACAAUGCAGAAACGUCCACAACAAUUUUUAUCUUUAAAUGAAUAUGUUCCACAAACAUUUAAAUUGGAUGAGAAAAAUGAUCGAGAUGCAUUUUUUAAUAUACAUAAACCUGGUGAUGUUUGGAUUUGUAAACCAAGUGGACUUAAUCAAGGAAAAGGGAUUUAUCUUGUUCGUGAUAUUGAAGAGUUAAAAGAAAAAUUUUCAGAAAUCGAUUCAUUAGAAAAGAAAAAACAAAUAUUAAUUAAACCAAUGAAAAGAAUUGUUCAACAUUAUAUUAUGAAUCCAUUAUUAAUUAAUGGAAAAAAAUUUGAUAUUCGAUGUUAUAUGCUCAUAUCAAGUGUGAAACCGCUUCUUAUUUUUUAUCAUUCUGGUUAUAUUAGACUUUCAAUGUUUGAUUUUGAUAAUAAUGAUGAAAAUCUUCUUACACAUUUGACUAAUCAGUAUAUGCAAAAAAAAGAUCCGAAAUAUUAUGAUCUUAAAGAAGAAACAGCAUGGACAAUGGAACAAUUCAAUGAUUAUAUUAAUAAAAAUGUUGCAUUAAAUAAAAAUCUUGAACAAGAUUGGAUUUUAAAUGUUUUACCAAAAAUCAUUCAACGUAUUAUGUUAAAUGUAAUUGAAAGUAUUCGCAUGAGAUUAAAAAGACGUGUUGGUUGUUUUGGUCUGUAUGGUUAUGAUUUUAUGAUUGAUCAAGAUAUGAAAGUUUGGCUAAUUGAAAUAAAUGUUAAUCCAGCAUUAACAACAAAUACAAAUACACUUGUUCAAGCUAUUCCACCUGUUGUUAAAGAAUCUAUUUUAUUAUCAAUUGAAUGUUUUGAUAAAAUUCGUCAUGGACAAAAAAUUUUUCCAUUAAAAUCUUUAAAAGGGUAUAAAUGUAUUUAUAAUGAAUUAGAACGAAAAAAUAGUUUACCUUUUAUUGAACAAAAACGUGCUAUAUCAUCAUUACCAAAUAUACGUAAAGUUAAUGCAACACCUAUUUCUUGUUUUCCUUCGCGUUCAUUAAAUAAACAAGUGCCCAAAUCCAACGAUCAGCAAAAUUCAUCAAUAGAAAAACCAGUUAUUUCCUAUACGAUACGUCAAAAAGAUGAAAAUAAAACUUGUUUUCAUACUAAUGAAAAAUUGUCCACAUCAAAUAGAGCAAAUAAUUGUUUAUCAUCAGAUAAUGAUCCAAUGAUAAUGAAAUAUCAAACAAUACAAAGAUAUCGAACGAAUUUUGAAAUAUUAAAACCAGCAACAGUUAUUGCUGAAGAAUGGAAUAAUUUAGAUGAAAUACAAAAAACUCGUCUUUCUAUCGGAGGUUCAAAAACUCUUGGACAUGGGACAGUUGCAUCAUUCACCGACAAUCAUCACAAUUCAUUGCGAAAUGGACGACAAACUGCUAUUCUUCAUACAACAACAAUUGAUACAUUUUUUAAGCAAGCUGAAAAAACAACAUUAUCAUUAUCGUUAACAUCAUCAUCAUCGUCGUCAUCAUCAUUAUCUAAAGCAACAAUAACGACAAAUCGUCAUCGAAUAAAUAUACAUCAUAGAAGAAAAUUAAAUAUAACAAGACCUUAUUCAGUAUCAAUAAUAAAAGAGUUAAAUUCAUUUGAAAAUAAUAAGAACAAUAAUAAUAAUACAUUUAAUCAAUUUGGUUUUACACCUAGAUUAACAAAAUCUGCACUUAUUUAUCAAUUAAUACGUUCAAGACUGGAAGCUAAUUUAGCUCGUUCAAUGUCAUCAAAUAAAAAUCGAUCGAUUAAUAAUUUUAGUUUAAUUUCAUCUUCAAAUUUAUAA
Rotaria socialis is the source of this 2160-nucleotide messenger RNA. NCBI's taxonomy places the organism in Eukaryota, Metazoa, Rotifera, Eurotatoria, Philodinida, Philodinidae. The record is from the annotation of a GenBank genome assembly.